Notodromas monacha is the source of this 351-nucleotide messenger RNA. NCBI's taxonomy places the organism in Eukaryota, Metazoa, Arthropoda, Ostracoda, Podocopida, Cyprididae. The record is from the annotation of a GenBank genome assembly.
AUGCAGAAAAAUGGAAGCGGAAGAAUAGUCAAUGUAGCUUCUGUUGGCGGAAUCAGAGGGGUUUUGAAUCAAACUGCGUAUGUCGCAACAAAACACGCUGUUGCCGGAAUGACCAAAAAUGCAGCUUUGGAAUACGGAAAAGAUAAUAUUCUGACCAAUGCUAUUGCUCCGGGUGCGAUUUUGACACCAAUGGUUGCCGAAGCUUUUAAACAGGUAAAUCCUAACGAUCCGAAAGCAGCAGAAACCGAAUAUGCAUCAAGAAAUCCGAUGAGAAAAUUGGGUGAUCCAAAAGACGUUGGAAAUUUGGUUGCUUAUCUCUUGAGCGACGACAACGGCUAUGUUUCUGGACAG